This is a messenger RNA of Mesocricetus auratus (golden hamster), 3728 nucleotides long. RefSeq names its product spindlin interactor and repressor of chromatin binding (gene Spindoc). NCBI's taxonomy places the organism in Eukaryota, Metazoa, Chordata, Mammalia, Rodentia, Cricetidae. Bases 244 to 1218 code for a protein of 324 amino acids. The transcript is spliced from 6 exons. Gene Ontology annotation, biological process: negative regulation of DNA-templated transcription. The record is from RefSeq and is a predicted model, not a curated record.
UGCCGGACGGACGCUGACAAUGAGCCUCCAUAAAAGGGAGCGGCGGGGUCGGGGGCCCCGGAUCGAGCCCUCCCCGCCUGGGGUCGUGACGCGCUGGAACCCGUAGCUGGCCAGGCGGGCGGAGGGUGAGCUACACGGUCCGUGGGCCCUGCGUGGUCCGAGGCGGGAGGCGGCCGCCACUGGCGGCGCGCCGAGGCCUGCGCGCCCGUCCUCCGCUAUCGGGUCGCCCUUCUCCGCCUCGCCAUGGCCCUGAGAACAGAGGGCGCCGCGGCGCUCGACUGCUUUGAGGUGACGCUCAAGUGUGAGGAAGGGGAAGACGACGAGGAGGCCGUGGUGGUUGCCGUGAUUCCGCGGCCCGAGCCGAUGCUCCGAGUAACCCAACAGGAAAAGACGCCACCACCUAGGACUAACCUGCUGGAAGCAGGAGUUGAAGUCUGCGAGGAGCCCAAGCAGCAAGUGUCCUGGGAACAGGAGUUCCUGGUGGGAAACAGCCCAGGAGGCAGUGGACGGGCCCUGUGCAUGGUGUGUGGGGCUGAGAUCCGGUCCCCAUCAGCAGAUACUGCUCGCACACACAUCCUGGAGCAGCAUCCCCAUACCUUGGACCUGAGCCCCUCUGAGAAGAGUAACAUCUUGGAAGCCUGGAGUGAAGGGGUGGCCCUUCUACAAGACACCCAAGCUGAUCAGCCGUCCCUGCCCAGCCUAGAGUCAGGCCAGGGUGGCCAGCCAGACCCCAGCUCCAACCCGGACCCUGCCAGGAUGCCAGCAGAGAUCGUGGUUCUUUUGGACUCUGAGGACAACCCAUCUCUCCCUAAGAGGCUCCGGCCCAGAGGACUCCGCCCCCUUGAUCUGCCUGUUGCCCCUGCCACAGAGCCAGUAAAUAAAAAGCCCCGUGGUCAGAGAUGGAAGGAAUCACCUGAGGAGGAGCCUGUAAGAAAGAAGAGAAGCAGGCAUAUGACCAAAAACCUGGACCCUGACCCAGCUCUUCAUGGCCUUCUUCCAGACCCCCCAUCUCCUGAGUCACCCACAGAGACGUUUGCAGCACCAGCCGAAGUCCGACACUUCACCGAUGGCAGCUUCCCUCCUGGCUUUGUCCUCCAGCUCUUCUCCCACACGCAGCUCAGGACCACAGACAGUAAGGACUCUUCUAAAGACAGCAAAGCAGCCACAGAGGGCCUGCCUCAGCCAGAAAGUCCCUCUUCAGUACCUUCCUCAUGCUAAGACACCUGACUGUGUGACACCUAUCAACUCCAGGGAUAUGGAGCCUGGAUGAACGCUGCAGAGCAAAGCUGGGUCAUUAACCCAGGGAGUCUGUGAUGUCAUACUCCAUUGGGUCAGAGCCAUGGGUAGACUUCUUUGGACGUUCUCCGCUAUAUCACUUCUGUGUGCAGUCUUGAAGGUAGAAGUUGGGAAGCAGCAGCAUCAUUGUGAACCCACAUGCCAAGUACACAAGGAGGACACUGCGUUCAAUUCUUGCCCUGUGCCUAAGGGCUGUGAGGCUGGUCAUUGCUGGUCAAUCAAGAGUCAGCCUUAUGCUUUUUCUUGGGCUUCUCCCAGGACAAGACUUGGCUAUGGAAAUGGGAAACCCUGGUAGUCUUGUAUGGUUUGCAGUUUUGGGGACCAUUGGAAGUCCCUGACUGUACUCUCUGCUCCCAUCCCUUCCCAGCUCCCCCUCCGGGGCUUCGUGGGACACUGGAUCUCCAGGUUAUCCGUGUUCGGAUGGAGGAGCCACCAGCCAUCAGCCUCUUACAGGACUGGUCCAAGCAUCCCCAGGGCACCAAGGGGGGUGGGAACAGGUGACAACCCAGACUGGCCCACAGUCCUGUCAGAAUCCAGUUCCACUGUUAAGGGACAACCAGAGGCAGGAAAUGGGGUGUAAGUUUUAACUUUCCUGGGGAGGGAAGGGUGGGAGGGAGGCGGCAGUAUCCCCCUUUGACUUUAAAUCUCAGAUCUGCCCAGCUUGGCCACCUGAUGGGGAGUUUUAAAACCAGGUGCCAGGAGAAUGUGGAAGGAGGAAGGGUGACAUCACUGUCACAUUGGGAUAGCCUGAAUUAGGCAGAAGUUACUUAGGCUGUUGGGUGAUAGCAUUGGGCCUGUGGAGAACACCUUCCCUAAUCCUUCGCUGACCCACCCUCUAACCCACACCUCCUCCUCUCAGCAUCCCACCAUUCUCCCCUGGCACAGUGCCUUAAGCAGAGGUGGUCAUGAUGGGGUUUGAACUGAGUCCCACUACCUCGGGGGGGCACCUCUCCUCCCCCACUUCUGGCUCCUACAGCAGGAGGCAUCCAUUACCUCUUACCGCCUCAUCCCUGCCGAGGGCUCCCUUUACCACCCCUUCAUCUGUUGUCCUGUUGCAUCUAUUAUCCUGUUGUAUAUAUUGCCUUUGUUGACAAUAAAUUAUUUUUUUUUUAUUAAAAGUUCUGUCUGGGCCAUCAUUGGGAAAAGGGAGCAGCUUGAGGGGCCGGAAACUGAAAGGUGGUCCUAAGUGGGAGCCAGAGACUCAGAGCAGAGUUUGCUUGGGCCUCUGGGACUGUUCUAAUUUGGUGUCGGUCAACUGAGAGACACCUUGCUUCUUCCCCUAUCACGUUUACUCUCUUUGACCUUCUGACCUACAUGGUAGGCCUCUGUCCAAGUAAGGCUACCUAGAGACACACCCAGGGAGGUAAGAGUUACUGGGGCCUAAACCAGGUGUGGUAGCACACACCUUUAAUCCCAGCACUUGGGAGGCAGAGGCAGGCAGAUCUCCUGAGUUUGAGGUUAAACUGAUUUACAAAGUGAGUUCCAGGACAGCCAAGGCUGUUGUUACACAAAAGGAGAAACCCUGUCUCAAAACCUAGAAAACAAAGUUAUGGGGUCCUCCUGGUCAGCCUGCACAGACAACUGUCAGAAGGUGGCACAUCCCUGCUUUCUUGUAGGUCUGUACCCUCCACUACACAGCUCUUAUUCCCCGAGCCUCAACCCAAGGCUGCCUCAGGUCUCUGCAGAUUUCCGACUUCCUCAGCUAGCCCUAUGCAGACCUAAUCUGUGGGCUUUGGCACUUGGUGCCAAAUGAACCUUCCAGGUGGCUUCAUCUCAAAUCCUAGGUUCUGCUGUCCUGUUCAGAAUUCCCAGCAGAUAUAUAUAGUAAGGUGGGGCUACCUCACACUGCUGGCUGCUUGGCUGCUCCUGGUAAAUUAGAGACUUGGGAAGAAAGAAGGAAGGCUCACCUCAAUUGGGAAGAGUCUGGUCUUGUGGAGAUUGGCCUUAAAAAGCCAUCUGAUAUUCUCAGAAGGAGCCCAAGAAUAUAGAGGGUCCCUGUCCAGGGCAGGCUGAGACAGGUAUGAAUAGAGAUGGCAGUCAAAAUUUCAGGGUUCCUUGUGUCCAGAUUGUCUCAGCCAUGAAUGAGGCUAGAUGGGCCACAGGACUCCUGGAUCUGUAUGUGUUUCUGCAGAUUUGGCACAAUUUGUAUGCACUCACUAUCUCUGAAAGCACUGUUUUGGAAUUGUAGGUGGUUUCUGUCCCUACAAUUGUGUGACUGUUUACAUUUAUGCCAACUUGCUUUUAAGACAUAGUGGCUAACAGUAUUAAAGAAACUGAUAUCAAAGACUGUGUUGUAAAAUGACUGAAAUGCCUUCGAUGUCUUGUGAGCCUGAUUUCUUCUAGACUGUGAACUCUGGGGCAGGGACCAGAUUGCAUUGACUUGGUUAUUCUGAUGCCCCGCAUCGGUGCUCAAUAAAUGUCUGUCAAAUGCU